Paramuricea clavata is the source of this 414-nucleotide messenger RNA. The record is from the annotation of a GenBank genome assembly. Lineage: Eukaryota; Metazoa; Cnidaria; Anthozoa; Malacalcyonacea; Plexauridae.
AUGAAGGAAGAAAUAUUAUGCCAGCUGAAUUCAGAGAAAUCAAACCUCAGAGUGGUAUUCGCUACAGUUGCAUUUGGAAUGGGAGUAGACAUACAUUCAGUUAGGCAAAUUAUUCAUAUUGGACCGCCCAGAACGAUAAGGGAGUAUUUCCAAGAAACUGGUAGAGCAGGCAGAGAUGGUAAGUUUUCAAAAGCUAUCCUCUAUUACAGCAACAGAGAUAUUGCUCAGAACAAACCAGGUUUCCAAGAAGAAGUAAGGACAUACUGCCAUUGCAAUGAUCAAUGCUUGCGAUGCUUACUUCUACAGUUUUUGGAUGUCAACCUACCAGUACCUGUUUCACCUGGACAUUUAUGUUGCAGUGUGUGUAAGGAAACCUGUGAAUGCAUCAAGUGCAUUAUAGAUACUGGUAUGUAA